AUGUGCAAGUGUGCAACUCUGUCUCUCUGCGUGCCCCUUUGUGAUGCUGAUCAGCUCCGUCAUUACUUCCGGACUCACUCAACUCCUGUGACGCGCCCAGCGCUGUCGACAGCUUGCCGGGCUGAUUUUCGUGCGCGUAUGCUGUCUCUUUCCUUCGCAGCGGGCCUAGGAAUCAAGGUGCCGAGCUUACAGUGCUUGCGCAAAAUGUCAAAGCACGUGGCUGCCUUGCCCUGA
Messenger RNA from Phytophthora infestans T30-4, 234 nucleotides. RefSeq lists its product as uncharacterized. The record is from RefSeq and is a predicted model, not a curated record. NCBI's taxonomy places the organism in Eukaryota, Oomycota, Peronosporomycetes, Peronosporales, Peronosporaceae. The transcript has a single exon. The coding region runs from base 1 to 234 and encodes 77 amino acids.